UGCUGCUUUCAAUGAGCCACAAUGGAGACCAAAUAGGAACUUGCACGGACUCAGCCUUUUAAUUUAUUCAUUAUAUGAAGUUAGAUUUGUACUAAUUGCUUCACAAAUCUGUGGUUCAUAUUUUGACACGUAGCUCUAGUAAGGAAAACAAGUUGCGCACAGAUACUGAAGUUAAUUGUCUACAAGUGUUUUUGAAUAAGGAAAUCGUCUCAGGCUAACGUUAUGUAGCAAGCUAAUCUUAUUUAUACAUUCGUUAACUAAGCUAUCUUUUCACAGACUGUGAUAACCCCUACAUAAAGACAUGACCGAGUACAAACUUGUGGUGGUCGGAGCAGGAGGUGUGGGGAAGAGCGCUCUCACCAUCCAGCUCAUCCAGAACCACUUCGUAGAUGAAUAUGAUCCAACCAUUGAGGACUCGUACAGAAAACAGGUGGUGAUUGAUGGAGAGACCUGUCUGUUGGACAUCCUGGACACUGCAGGUCAGGAGGAGUACAGCGCCAUGAGGGACCAGUACAUGAGGACGGGAGAGGGUUUCCUCUGUGUGUUUGCCAUCAACAACACCAAGUCCUUUGAGGACGUUCACCUCUACAGAGAGCAGAUCAACAGGGUGAAGGACAGCGACAGUGUUCCCAUGGUGCUGGUGGGGAAUAAGAGCGACCUCGGUACCCGCACGGUGGAGUCGCGGCAGGCGCAGGAACUGGGACGAAGCUACGGAGUACCGUUUGUCGAGACCUCUGCCAAAACCCGACAGGGCGUGGAGGAAGCGUUCUAUUCACUAGUACGGGAGAUUAGAAAGUAUAAGGAGACCAACCGCAGCAACAAGAAGAGCAAGAAGAACACUCAGAGACGUUGCAUUAUACUAUAGCAUACUACACGCACACACACACACACAUCAGCGCAUCCCUUACCGCACUUGUUUCACGCUUGCCCUCACACACUGCGCCGCCUCCGUCACGUUGGAGCCGUCCAGCGCAGCUCCGGACAGGGAAGCAGAUGUGGCAAAAUCCAUUUUCACUGCCGUCACAGUUUCCACUUACAGUAUGUCACCACAAGAGCUCACAUUUAUGAAUCCAAUAUGCAGUUUCGGUUUAACGCUGUGAAUUCAGUUGUUGUUUUUUGGUUUGGUGACCAUACAACUAUAAACUGCAGUUUUUGGGUGAGUUUAUUUCUUUCUUUUUUUAGUUAAGGUCAGCAUUCGUGCAAACUUAAUUGGAGUCUGGUUGAAAGAUUGAAGUUGUCUGUAAAGAUAUUUCUCUUUUACUAAUUAUGAAUUUGUCCAGCCAGUGUUUUUACAGACUGUUUAGCUCCUGUUAACUGUAUAGGGGUCAGCGAUUCAGAGUGUGUGUCACUGUACUUUGCACUGUCACAUCAGGUGACACAUUCAGUCCAAUAGUGUUCUAGGACUCGACACGUUGCUUAAGUGGUUUUAUGUGAUUGCUCGGUACACGUCUGACUUCAUGAAGUCCUACAAACAUGGAUAUGGUGUCAUAUUGACUAGGACACUGUUUAGUGUGAAACAUUUUUGCUUCAAGAUGAUUGGUGAAAGUUUGAAAAUACUUGUGGUCUUCCGGUUUGUUCAUAGGUUAGUGUGUCCUCUGGGGCCUGAAACACAACAGAUUUAUCAAGGGGUCUUUUUUGUUUAGUUUUUUCUCACAAAGACCGUAUGUCAAUGUAAAUGCUGUCGCAGGAUAAGAUCACCAGAGUAACAAAUCCUUACAAUUGUGUUCCAGACACCUAGGUGCACUUUAUUCAUUUGCUGUUUUGUUUUUUUUUGUAGAAAUUUAGCAUUAGUUUGUGCCGUUUUUAAAAAGAGUUUACUUACAGGAAUAUGGUGUGUUCUAGGAAUAACAGACUGAAAGCUGUGUCAAAUGAUUGGUUGAGAUGCCUGUGUCCAUCAUUUCCCUCCAUCAUUAACUUACUGUUUGAAGUGUCAGCCCUGCUGUUUGUUCCACACUGUAUUCCAAAGUCCACUUUUAAUAUUUUUUUUUUUUUUAAAUAUACAUGUCAGUCCCAGUGUUUUCGGUGGUUAUAUUGUACUAUAUGCAACAUUGAAACCACACCGAUGAUGAAACCAGUGUUUAACUCUGCUUAUCUUCGGAGCUCAGACACAGCGACUGUCAUGUUAUCUAAUCAUAAGUGAAAAAUAGGUUGAGGAACAUUUGGAUAACACUCGCCCUGGGGUGUCUGUCAGGACACACGAUGGAGCUUUAACUGUUUAGUUACCGAUUUGUCCCUAAUACAGCGGCGUAGACCCAAUUAUGGCAUGUGUGUGUUCCCUGGCAUCGGGCCAAUGCCGAUCUCUGGCUUCAGAUCAUUCAUUUAUUACAAUAAGGAUAUUCAAUAGGGCAUUCAUUUCUUUUUAUAGCCAUUUGUCCCCUUUUGAUAAUUACUGUCACCCUAAAUGUGAUGGAUUGUUAAAUUUCUAUUUUUGUAGCAUGAUAAACAGUGUUCCACAAUUAAAAUACUUCAGCAUUAGGAAACUGCUGUCCACAUAUUUAAUGAGCUAACUUUAGUUGCAUCCUGCUAACAGAAGUGAAUCCAUCCAUGAAGGGUUCCUACUUGGUUACGGUGUUAAACCAUCAGCUUCUAAAUGCCUGUCUCAUUAUCUGAAGUCUCUCACUGACAGCUAUGUAAAAUCUUUAAUGCACUCUGCUGUAAUGAACAAGUAAAUGUCUUCAGCUUUUA
Messenger RNA from Cottoperca gobio, 2685 nucleotides. RefSeq names its product GTPase HRas. Gene Ontology annotation, cellular component: membrane. Bases 302 to 865 code for a protein of 187 amino acids. Gene Ontology annotation, biological process: signal transduction. The record is from RefSeq and is a predicted model, not a curated record. Gene Ontology annotation, molecular function: GTPase activity; GTP binding. NCBI's taxonomy places the organism in Eukaryota, Metazoa, Chordata, Actinopteri, Perciformes, Bovichtidae. The transcript is spliced from 5 exons.